Molecule: messenger RNA, 1743 nt
Organism: Dictyostelium discoideum AX4
Lineage: Eukaryota; Evosea; Eumycetozoa; Dictyosteliales; Dictyosteliaceae
Gene: anapc7
Product: anaphase promoting complex subunit 7
Exons: 5
Coding region: 1-1743 (580 amino acids)
Biological process (GO): protein ubiquitination
Cellular component (GO): nucleus
Source: RefSeq, a predicted model, not a curated record
AUGAUUCAACAACUUCCAAUGGUUAAUGUUGAAUUAAUGAUUAGUAAUUUAAGAAUUUUAGUUGAAUCAAAGCAAUUUUCAUCAGCAGAAUUUUUAGGUAAUUUUGUAAUAUCAGUACCAAAUCAACAAAAAACACCUCAUCAAAAUAUAAUUUCAUUUUCUUUAUUUGGUGACUCUUUAUUUGGAAAGAAUGAAUUUGUUAGAUCAUUAAAAUAUUUUAAACAAUCAUUAGAUAUAUUAUUUAAAGUCUAUAAUAAUCCAAAUAAUAAUAAUAAUAAUAAUAAUAAACAAGCAGACUUUGACAAUAAACAAUUUGAAUACGAAUUAAAAUAUAAAAUAUCAUUAUGUUAUAUUAAAAUUAAUAGAAAUAAUUUAGCAAUUUCAUAUCUUGAAUCUAUACCAUUUAGCUCAAGAGGAUUAGAUACACAUUUAACAAUUGCAAGAUUAUAUAAAGAUAUUGGUAAAGAAAAAUCAAAAGAAUGUAUUAUUAGUUAUAAAGAAGUUAUAAAAUUAUGUCCAUUAUGUUUAGAAGCAAUUAACUCAUUAAAAGAAAUGGGUGAAAAUGUAGAUCAAGUUUUAAUACCAUCAAUAAAUAAAUUUCAACAAAAAAAUAAUAGUUUUAAUUCAAAUAAUAUAAUAGAUUUAUCUUGGAUAUCUUUAUUAUCAAUGUCUCAAUAUGAAAUGAAAAGAAAUCAACCUGAAAAAUCAUUAAUAUUAUUAAAAAAAGUUGAAUCUAAAUUUUCAACAAAUUUAUAUGUUUUAGAGAAAUUAGCAUUAUCUUAUUUAUAUCAUGAUGAACCUUCAAUAAUUAAUACAUUUAAUAUCUUUCAAAAAAUUAGAUUAUUAGAUCCAUAUUAUAUUGGUUCAAUGGAUAUAUUUUGUUCAUUAUUAAAAAGAAGAUCAUUACAAUUUGAAUUAAAUAAAGUAUGUAAUGAUUUAGUAGCAUCAAAUCCAUAUUGUGCAGAAACAUGGACAUCAGUAGCAUUAUUUUAUUUUUUAAAAGAAAAUGUUGAAAAAUCAUUAGAAAAUGUUGAUAGAGCAAUUAGUAUUAAAGAAUCACAUGAAUUUGCACAUUCAUUAAAAGGUGAGAUAUUAUUAUCAUUGGAUGAGCCAAGAGAAGCAUUACCCUCAUUGGAAAGAGCAUUCCAACUUUCAAAGAAUAUUUUAACAGCACGUGAAUUAGUUAGAUGUCAUUUAAUAUUAAAUCAAAUGAAAGAAGCUUUAGUAGUCGCUGAAACUAUCAAUAAUCUUAGUCCUGACUACUCGAAAACAAUGGCUUUACUUGGCAUGGUUUUAGCAAAUCAACCUGAAGAAAGAGAAGAAGCUAGAAAAAUUUUAACAAAAGCUUUAACUUUAUCUCCACAUUGUACUGACACUGUUUUAACUUUAAGUAAAUUAAAUGUUGUUGAAGGUAGAUUUCAAGAAGCAAUUGAUAUUUUAAAUAGUCAAUUGGAAUAUCAAGAAACAGAUUUAAUGCACACAGAAAUUGCAGGAGUUUAUUUAACUAAAGAUUAUCAUGAAGAUGCAAUGAUUCAUUAUAAUAGUGCAUUAGAAAUUAAUCCUCAAUAUGAACCUGCAUCAAGAGGUAUUGCAAGAUUGGAAUUAAUUAUGAAAGGUAUUGAUCCUGAUCAAGAAUUAGAUCAAGAGAAUGAUGAUGAUGAUCAAGAAGAAGGUGAGGGUGAAAAUGAUCAAGAGGAAAAUGAUGACGAUGAUAAUGACGAUGAUGAUGAAUAUAUUUCUUAA